AUGACAACCACAGAGAAGUAUUCAGCUCCUUGUCACACCUAUGGCCAACUUCAUCGCAGUGAUGUUAACUUUGAGCAGAUUGACAUUGCCCUUUCCCAUGUGACAAACCAUGCAAUAACGGUGGAACCACACAACACAACUUGGCUUCACACCCAGGGGGACUUGUAUCUCGAUUCACGAAACUACUCAGCAGCCUUGAAGUGCUACUUGAAAGCUGGUUCUAUUUCGUCCCUGUCAUUCAAUCAGCCAGUCCCUCCCACUGUUUGGGACACACAGGUUUUUAAAAAGAUGGUGAUCUGUUGCAUGAGCCUCAAAGCUCACAUUCAGGCGGCACUUCUUUGUCAAUGUGUUGAUCCUGUGGACUUUAUGACAGCAUUUAAGGCCUUUCAGCUGGCUGUAGUUAGCAGAUACCCAUGCAAAGCGGGGCCAACAGGAUAAAAAACACCAAGCAAUGCAAGCCAUUAGUCAAGUUGACAUUAACAUGUACAACAGUCCUGAUGUGCUACAACAUGCAGAGCAAACCAGGAAAUCAGCUCUUUUCAGGUCUCUGGCAAAGCAGUACU
Nematostella vectensis (starlet sea anemone) is the source of this 563-nucleotide messenger RNA. Its product is annotated as integrator complex subunit 8-like. Gene Ontology annotation, cellular component: integrator complex. Lineage: Eukaryota; Metazoa; Cnidaria; Anthozoa; Actiniaria; Edwardsiidae. Gene Ontology annotation, biological process: snRNA 3'-end processing. The transcript is spliced from 7 exons. Bases 1 to 438 code for a protein of 145 amino acids. The record is from RefSeq and is a predicted model, not a curated record.